Messenger RNA from Ochotona princeps (American pika), 2352 nucleotides. Its product is annotated as bile salt export pump. Bases 289 to 2352 code for a protein of 687 amino acids. Gene Ontology annotation, molecular function: ATP hydrolysis activity; ABC-type transporter activity; ATP binding. The record is from RefSeq and is a predicted model, not a curated record. Lineage: Eukaryota; Metazoa; Chordata; Mammalia; Lagomorpha; Ochotonidae. Gene Ontology annotation, cellular component: membrane. Gene Ontology annotation, biological process: transmembrane transport. The transcript has 17 exons.
GACAGCUGGGACUGGACCACGACAAAGCAGAGUCAUCGAGAGCUCCAUCCACGUCUUCCAUGUGCCACAUGGGUGGCAUGAACAAAGGUACUUGAGGCUUCAUCUGCAGCUUACCUGGUCAUUUUAUUGCUUUGAAAACUUGUAGUUUGGAGAAGUGACAGCACAGAGUGGCAAGCUAAGCUGAACUAGCUAAAGUUCUGUUACUGCAAAAUAUUCUUACUGUUACUCUGCUCUGUCCUGGUUCAGACUGUCAAAUACUAAUUCUCUGGCUGCUGACUGCAGAUUGGAAUGACCAUGUCUGACUCAGUAAUUCUUCGUAGUGUGAAGAAAUUUGGGGAGGAGAAUCACGCUUUUGAGCCAGAUGGAUCACCUAAUAAUGAUAAGAAAUCAAGGUCAAAAGAUAAGAAGAAAAAUGAUGGCAUUCGAGUUGGCUUCUUUCAGUUGUUCCGGUUUUCUUCAUGGAGUGACAUUUGGCUGAUGUGUGUGGGAAGUAUAUGCGCAUGCAUCCACGGGAUAGCCCAGCCCGGCGUGCUACUCAUUUUUGGCACAAUGACAGAUGUUUUCAUUGACUAUGACACUGAAUUACAAGAACUCCAAAUUCCAGGAAAAGCCUGUGUGAAUAACACUAUAGUAUGGGUCAACAGCUCCCUGAACCAGAAUGUGACAAAUGGAACACGCUGUGGGUUUCUGGACAUUGAAAGUGAAAUGAUCAGGUUUGCCAGUUACUACGCUGGGAUUGGUCUCACAGUAUUUAUCGCGGGAUAUAUUCAAAUAUGCUUCUGGGUACUUGCUGCAGCUCAUCAGAUACAAAAAAUGAGAAAAUUUUACUUUAGGAAGAUAAUGAGAAUGGAAAUAGGAUGGUUUGACUGCUAUUCAGUGGGAGAAUUGAAUACAAGAUUCUCUGAUGAUAUCAAUAAAAUCAAUGACGCCAUCGCUGACCAACUAGCCAUCUUCAUUCAGCGCAUGACCUCAGCAGUGUUUGGCUUCCUGUUGGGAUUUUACAGAGGUUGGAAACUGACCUUGGUUAUUAUCUCUGUCAGUCCUCUUAUUGGAUUUGGAGCAGCUAUCAUAGGUUUGAGUGUGUCUAAAUUUACAGACCUUGAACUGAAGGCCUAUGCCAAGGCAGGGUCUGUGGCUGAUGAGGUCAUUUCAUCUAUGCGGACAGUGGCUGCUUUUGGUGGUGAGAAAAAAGAAGUUGAAAGGUAUGAGAAAAAUCUUAUAUUUGCGCAACAAUGGGGGAUUAGGAAAGGCAUAGUGAUGGGCUUCUUUACUGGAUACAUGUGGUGUCUCAUCUUCCUCUGUUACGCACUGGCUUUCUGGUACGGCUCAAAGCUCGUCCUGGAUGAAGGAGAAUAUUCACCUGGAGCCCUUGUCCAGAUUUUCCUCAGUGUCAUAGUUGGAGCUUUAAAUCUUGGCAAUGUCUCUCCGUGUUUGGAAGCCUUUGCUGCCGGGCGUGCAGCAGCCUCCAGCAUUUUUGAGACCAUAGACAGGAAACCCAUCAUUGACUGCAUGUCAGAAGAUGGUUACAAACUAGACAGAAUCAAGGGUGAAAUUGAAUUCCAUAAUGUGACCUUCCACUAUCCUUCUAGACCAGAAGUGAAGAUUUUAAAGAACCUCAGCAUGGUGAUUAAGCCAGGGGAGAUGACAGCUGUGGUAGGGCCUAGUGGCACUGGGAAGAGCACGGCACUGCAGCUCAUUCAGCGGUUCUACGACCCUUCAGAAGGCAUGGUGACUUUGGAUGGCCAUGAUAUUCGCUCUCUCAACAUUCAGUGGCUUAGAGAUCAGAUUGGGAUAGUGGAGCAAGAGCCAGUUCUGUUCUCCACUACCAUAGCAGAAAAUAUUCGUUACGGCAGAGAAGGGGCUACAAUGGAAGACAUAAUUAAAGCUGCCAAGGAAGCCAAUGCCUACAACUUCAUCAUGGAACUGCCACAGCAAUUUGACACGCUUGUUGGUGAAGGAGGAGGCCAGAUGAGUGGUGGUCAGAAACAAAGAGUAGCCAUUGCUCGAGCCCUCGUCCGAAACCCCAAGAUCCUUCUUUUGGACAUGGCCACCUCGGCCCUGGACAAUGAAAGUGAAGCCAUGGUACAAGAAGCGCUGAGUAAGACUCAGAAAGGGCAUACAGUCAUUUCUGUUGCACACCGCCUAUCCACAAUCAGAACAGCAGAUGUCAUCAUUGGAUUUGAAUAUGGCACAGCAGUGGAAAGAGGCACGCAUGAAGAGCUGCUGGAAAGGAAAGGUGUUUACUUCACCCUGGUGACUCUGCAAAGUCAAGGAACUCAAGGCGAUAAAGUCCUUAAUGAAGAGGAUGAGACAAGCAAGUGCCUUUUCCAUUACACUUUGCCAUUGUAUUAA